AACGUAGAUAUUUUAUGUAAUGUUCUACGCGUACUCCGAUUGGUUUAAAGACAAUGACGUAACGACGACUGAAGCACGUGACCCGGCUGUGUUUUUGACCAUGUGGAUGUGUAUUUUGUUUCUAAGUGCGGUGUAGAAUGAUAGUGCUGCCUGUAUAAGCGUUAGGUAGGGCAUAUGAUAACUUCGGGAUGAAUAAACCAGGGUGCCGUGCUGGGAGAAGAGCGAGGAGAAAAAGACGGAAAAAACACGAGGAUGUCUCCAAAGUGACUUUAAGUCACGAAGCUCAGUUUGUUCUUUUGAGGAGAUGGCUGAAAGAAAAAGGAUUCACUUCACAGUCUCUUAUCCCUGUCAACUUCCAUGAUACUGGAAGGGGGCUUAUGGCAACUCAAACUAUAAAGGCCAAAGACAGUGUGAUUUCCUUGCCUGAGAAAUGCUUACUGACCACCAGGACAGUUUUGAAGAGUUACAUGGGUGAUUAUAUAAAAAGAUGGCAUCCUCCUGUACCUCCUCUUCUGGCUCUCUGUUGUUUCCUCAUUGCUGAGCGACAUCGUGGAGAUGCCUCAGAGUGGAGCCCCUACAUUAACAUCCUCCCAAAGACCUACACGUGCCCUGUGUACUUCUCUGAAGACAUCAUUGACCUUUUGCCUAGGAGUCUCCAGAAGAAAGCCACGGAGCAGAAAGAACAGUUUCAGGAACUCUACUGCUCUUCACUGAUGUUUUUCCGCUCCCUCCAGCCACUCUUCACCGAGCCCACAGAGGAACUGUUUACCCAGGAUGCACUGCGGUGGGCUUGGUGUAGUGUUAACACGCGUACGGUGUACAUGGAGCAUGAUCAGAGUGAGUAUCUUUCCAGGGAGAAGGACGUCUAUGCGCUUGCACCGUACCUUGACCUGCUGAACCACUGUCCUAAUGUCCAAGUUGAAGCUGGCUUCAACAAAGAAACUCGCCGUUAUGAGGUUAAAAGUGUCCAAGGCUGUAAGAAGUUCCAGCAAGUGUUCAUCAAUUACGGUCCUCAUGAUAAUCACAGACUACUUCUGGAAUAUGGUUUUGUUGCUUCUGGCAACCCCCAGAGUGUAGUAUAUGUUGAUUUAGGAACUCUAAAAUUGUGUCUAGAUGAAAAAGACAAACAGCUAACACAAAAACUACUCUACCUCAGGGACAAUGAUUUUUUAAGAAACUUGACGUUUGGGAUGGAUGGCCCUUCCUGGCGACUGAUGACUGCACUGAGACUGCUGUCCUUGAAACCUGAGCAAUAUUCUAGUUGGAAGAAUGUCCUCUUGGGGGCAGCAGUGAGCCAGGAUAGAGAAGAGUGGUGCAUUCACUCUGCCCUAAAGCUUUGCAAUAACCUCACCGACGACAAUGUCAAAGCACUAGAGAGGCUAUCACAGCUCAAACAGGAUGCGAACCUGUCUCGCCUUGAACAACUGCGUGUGGUGGAGAGCCUGAGACAAGAGGAGCAACGGAUUCUGGAACACACACGAGUGGUCCUUCAAAACCUCUGGGGACAAUAGUCACUGUGGUAACAGUAGGGCAUUUGCAACACUGAGGAACCAGAAGCCUCAUGCUGUCACUGCCAGGAUUUAAACACAAGCCAAGAGCCGGCAGAUAUGGUUAAGCUUUGUACUACAGCCCUUAAUCCAAUCACCUCCAAAACUACAGGGAAUAUGGAGUGCAAAAUAAUGUACUUAAUGUAAGAAUUUUUCACCCAAAAUGUAAAAUUCUGUCCAAACACAUGACCUUUUCUUCUGUGGAACACAAAAGGAGACGUUCUGAACAGUGUUCAUGCUGCUCUUUUCUAUCAGUGUUGUUAUAGUUGACUAACAGCUACAGUUGAGGUCAAAAUUUUACAUACACUUUGCUGAAUCUACAAAAUGCUAACUAUUUUAACAAAAUGAGAGGUAUUAUACAAAAUGCAUGUUAUUUUUUAUUUAGUACUGAUCUGAAUAAGAUAUUUCACAUAAAAGACAUUUACAUAAAGUCCACAAGAGAAAAUAAUAGUCGUUGAAUUUAUAAAAAAUGACUGUUCAAAAGUUUUCAUACGCUUGAUUCAUAAUACUGUGUUACCUUAUUCUUUGGUUUUUCAGCAUUUUUGUGUAUUUUAACCCUUUCCAACAAUGACUGUAUGAUUUUGAGAUCUAUCUUUUUACACUGAGGACAACUGAGGGACUUAUAUGCAACUAUUACAGAAGGUUCAAACCCUCAUUGAUGCUCCUGAAGGAAAAACAAUGCAUUAAGAGCAGGAGGUGAAAACUUUUGAACAGAAUGUUCAUUUUUCUAAUACUGUAUCAUUUUUCUAAUAAGUAUCAUAUGUGACCCAGGACCACAAAACCAGUCAUAAGGGUCAAUUUUCCAAAUUGAGCUUUAUAUAUCAUCUGAAAGCUGAAU
This is a messenger RNA of Labeo rohita (rohu), 2385 nucleotides long. RefSeq names its product SET domain containing 4 (gene setd4). Gene Ontology annotation, molecular function: histone H3K4 methyltransferase activity; histone H3K36 methyltransferase activity; transcription coactivator activity. Bases 189 to 1511 code for a protein of 440 amino acids. The transcript is spliced from 10 exons. Gene Ontology annotation, biological process: peptidyl-lysine monomethylation; positive regulation of transcription by RNA polymerase II; peptidyl-lysine trimethylation. The record is from RefSeq and is a predicted model, not a curated record. NCBI's taxonomy places the organism in Eukaryota, Metazoa, Chordata, Actinopteri, Cypriniformes, Cyprinidae.